This is a messenger RNA of Pocillopora meandrina, 2945 nucleotides long. The record is from the annotation of a GenBank genome assembly. Lineage: Eukaryota; Metazoa; Cnidaria; Anthozoa; Scleractinia; Pocilloporidae.
AUGGAUGAUUUUGGUCCUGUAGGCGGACGCCAAGGUCGUAGUUAUUUAAGCCAAGCCCUGUUGGAGGAAAGCGAGGUUCAAAGCCAGAUCUCUGUGGGUUCAAGCAAACAGCGUCGCAUUUCAGGAGAGAGCACGAAAAGCGAUCGGAAAAUCUCUACCCAAGAGGAAAGUCGAAAGAUUUCAGUUCCUGGACGACGAAUUUCUGCUGCGUCAUAUUUCAGCAGCUGGAAGAAACCAACGGAAACGAGUGCUGUAAAGGAACAGAGAAGGAGGUUGAUGGAGAAUACAUAUCGCCUUGAACCGAAGAUUCGACUCCCUGAAGGAACCGUUCGUGCAAUUAUCACAGAAGCUUUGGAUACCUUAAAGUCACAUUCAUACAGCGCUACUCAUUCGCCGUUUAUUGCUAAGUUACUGACCACUCGUAUACUAGAAAGUGUGAAGCAAUUGAACAUUGAGCGCUACAAGUUUGUUUGUCUGGUUACCAUUGGAACGAAAGGAUCUCAGGAUUUAAGAAUAGCAAGUCGGUGCCUGUGGGACGAUCAGUUUGAUACAUUUGUCAGUGUUUGCUUUGAAAGACAAGAAUUUUUCGCGGUGGGAACAGUUUAUGGUGUUUAUUUUGAAUAGCAUGUAUCCUCCUUUUGGAGAAUUUUCAUCCCGUGUUUAGAAACUGAUAACAAUUGUGGCAACCGUUGCUGGAGAAAUUCAAUACUGCAGUUUGUGGUCGACAUCCUUCAUUCAGAAAUACUUUACCGUCUAGGACCGACUCCGUGCAUCGUUUAAAUACGUUAGCGUUCAUUUUUAUUCUCAGAGACGUCAGCCAACUCCACUAAAGCAACUGAUACGCUGUGAGGAGAAUUGCGCCAGUGAGAAAGUGAAAUUACUUAUCUUGUCACUGAAUUAGACAAAACAGACUCUAAAAUAGCACUGGCGUGAGAUAAAAGAUCGGGCAUUAGGUUAACAAAACAUCAUGUGGUUAGAUUUCGAGAUUCCAAAGAGUUUAUUAGGAUUAAUCCGGUAGGAAAUACGUUGCUCUCGGAUGGGAUCAAUUAUCAUUAUAAUUUAUCUUCCAAUUCUCUUACCUGACGAUCUUACGUUUUCUUAAUAGUUUUUACUGUGAAUUUGGUGUUACAUCUCUACAAUUCUUCCACAGUGUACUAAAAAUUCUUAGGAUAACUUAUACGGGCAGAUCGAUCUCUAGAGUUAGAGGUCAGUUUAUUUUUGUCAACCGAUAAUUGGACUAGCUAUUAAAACUUACCAGAGAAUUGUGUAUGGUUUACACGCACAAUCUUUUAACAGAUAAUCGGCCAGAAUGAUCGACGAAUCAGUGGCAGAGGUUGAGACUCGUUAGGCGCCGAAUAAUCUGGUUUGAGAAUCUGCGAGACCCAAAAAGAACUCAGUUUAUUGCAAGGUACUGUUUUGACGAAAUAUCUGACGCUAAAAUUGUAUGUUGAAGUUUAUCUUAAUUCUUUUUUCGGGAUGUAUCAACUUCUGUAUAACAUAUGCGACAACGAUCGCAACCGUAACACUAAUUGAGACCCUCGGUCACGGUUUUCAGGACAAUUCCGAGGAUUUCAAACCUUUGACAGAAAGGAGUACUAUUUGCCUCCCCCUGGAGUGGAAAACUGAAACAAGGUCAAUGAAAACGUCUGUUAAUUAUUCAGUCCGCCUUAAAGGCGUUUCUAUUUUUCCACACAUUUCUUUGAUAAGGGUUAGAGAUUUAUGCAUCAACUGCUCGCACCUGCGCGUUAUUUUCAGGAGGUUUUUGGGCUCACAAUUUUUGUCUGUGGCUUUUUCAAGUUCUUUCGCUCUUGUCAUUACAAAGAACAAAGAAAAAUAUUUCAGUUUAAACUGAAGUACUUUAUCAACAGAAUGAUAAAUUAUUUACAAAAAAAUACAGUCGCAAUCUUUUUCAUUUAGUAGGUAAAUUGGUCUGUGUUUCAGUGAUAUUAUUGCAUGUUUGCAAGUGUUCAGUUUUUUUUUUAGAAUUAGUAAUAAUUUUUCCUGAGACGUAAUCAGAUGACUCAUACCUAAUUCGAGGAUUUAAGUUUCCGGCGGUUAGAGAACUUUUUUUUAACAAGAAAACCUUGUAAAGUGAGUAAGCUUUGUUUUUGUGCCGCAAAAUUAAAACAUGCUCAUCCAAGCUUUUAAAAUCUAUUGUUUAUGGCGAGAUUAUUACCCCACUUAUAAUUGUUCUUUUGGUAAUUGAGCCCGUGCGCCAGAGAACUAUUUGAAUAAGCUAAUGCCUCAGUGUUGUAGAAACAGUCAGGCUUCGUUGAUCAAACUUAGCAAGACACGCAAACUUUGUGAAAAUGAACGAAGGUAGUUCCUCUGGCAGAAGGCAAAGCCAUUCUAGUCGCACACUGUCGGAAGAAACCGAAUCCAAUGCGGUUUUAUUCGAGAAUUCUGUAGAGAAGAUUGGACGUCAACGAAGUCCUUCCGUGGAAAGCGAGCAAAGCGGUCGCAAAGUCUCCCAAGAAAGCAACCUUUCGCGAAAGAUUACUGGACUGUCAAGACGUAUAUCUGCCGCGUCUUUCUUCUCCAAUUUCAAGAAGCCAGCUGUUGAAACAAAACCAACGGAUGAAAAAUUGAAGAAAACCUUCGAGAAUACGUACCGAUUGGAGCCAAAGAUUCGUUUUCCAGAAGGAAAGGUUCGGGUGGUGAUUCAAGAAGCUUUGGAUACUUUAGACUCCCAUACAUACAGUGCUCAUCACACGCCGUUUCUUGUCAAGUUGCUGACUGCUCGGAUACUGGAAAACGUAAAACAGCUGAACAUUGAGCGAUACAAGAUUGUUUGUAUGAUUACCCUUGGAACAAAAGAGUCCCAAGGAGUCAGAGUGGCAAGUCGCUGUCUGUGGAAUAGCCACUUCGAUACGUGUGUUAGCGCGUGUUUUGAGAGAGAAAAAUUCUUUGCUGUUGGAACAGUUUACGGUAUUUAUUACGAGUAA